GAGAUUUGAAGUUGGCUUGGCAACCGCUUCAGCGGAGGAAACCCUCUCCUCCGACCGCCCGUUUCAAGCGAAGGGUGAGGCGCUGCUACCCUCACCCCCGCGCUGACUCGCACCCACAGUCGCACUUAAGCAUCACAUAGAAGAGGAUAUGUGGUCUGAGUCACGAUCACAGUGUGGUGAAAGAAAUCAGCGAGGCCAUUUCCAUCCUGGAAGACCACACAAUGCAGAAUUUCAAAGAGCAGUGCAAGUAAUGCAGAGGCGGCAGGAUUACGACCGUGGUGGUGGUGGUGGAGGAGGCAGAGGUGCCACCAGCCGUGAUUAUAAUCAUUACACUCAUUCCGAUGAUUAUCGAGGAUAUUCUGCUGACAACCGUGAUUCUGGACAUGGCCGACGAUUUGGUCCACCACUCAAAACUGGCUCAUGGGGUGAUGAAAAUUCCAGAUGGCCCAGAGAUGAACAUUCAGGAAGUAGGCAAGCUGACUACAGGGGAGUCAAGACAAAGAGAUGUGCUGCUGGUGGUAACAGGGAUAACUUCAGAAGAAAGAACUUCUAUUCCUCCCAACAUGCAAGAGAGCGUUCGCCUCAUAAAAGGGAAACUUCUUACUACAGACGAGAAUCUCCUCCCAGCCACUCUGGAUCAAGCAUCAGCAGCAGAAGCUAUUCCCCGGAAAAAGGCAAGCAGCCACCAUCCUACCAGUCCCAAUUCAAUAGAAAUAAGGAAAGGUCUAUUUGUACCUUGAUCCCUUCAAGAGAUGCAUCUCCAUCUAUUUCAAUACCACCAGCUUCUUCAAAGAGUGCAAACUUUGAAAAAGGCAGCAAGACAUCUGAUAACUUGAAUAAAGAAAUUGUGAAUGACUGGAGUUCUGAACAGCAGCAGAUUCCAGAACUAGAAAUAACUGAACAUUGUACGGGUGAUACUAUUCAGAUGUUAUUACCAGAUAAAUUGGAUGAUCCAGAGAUGAAUGCACCGGGUGCUAUUGACAUUAUAGACCUGAGUCAAACAGAUCAUCGCUCUAGAACGAUUGCUGAAAAAGCCAAGGAGAUUGAAGAGGUUUAUAGGCAAGACUGUGAAACUUUUGGCAUGGUUGUUCAAAUGCUCAUUGACAAAGACCCAUCGUUGGAAAGCACAAUACAAUUUGCACUAAGAGAAAACUUGCGUGAGAUAGAAGAACGUUGCAUUGAGGAACUCAAAAGGUUCAUCACCCAGUAUGAUUCUGCUCCUGGAGAGCACACAGCAAGCUUAUAAUUCCAAGACUUGGGCCCCUGAUAAUUUCUCUGCUUUUGUUCAAAGUCCAUUUUAUAUCAACUGUAAUCAAUUACUUAAUGUCUAUUUUCUGAAACUAGCAACACAAGCUUAUGCUGGUGUAAAUUGAGUCCAUCUGCUGUUUGAAUAUAUUUAAACUUAUAAUCUUUAAGCUCAAGUGCAAGGUAUAUGUUUAAUAUGUUUGGUGGACGAUGAAACAAAUCUAUACUGACCUCAGGAAUAUUUUCCUUAUAUAAUGGUAUCCAUAAUUGGAGUGUAUCUCUGAGAUCAGUAUGGGUAGAUUCAAAAAAUGAAUUUUUUGGUGUAUGUAAACCAUGUUAUAUAUUUCCAAUGGAAAGCCUUAAAGGAAUAUCCCAGGCUCAGGUUCCACAGUUGGGUCUUAUUGUUUAUGCAACUUUGUCAAUGGCCCAGUUGGUUAGAAAAAGGAUUUGACUUUAUUUAGAAACAGAAAACCUACAGCACAAUACAGGCCCUUCGGCCCACAAAGCUGUGCCGAACAUGUCCCUACCCUAGAAAUUACUGGGCUUACCCAUAGCCCUCUAUUUUUCUCAGCUCCAUGUACCUAUCCAAAAGUCCUUCAAAAGACCCUAUCGUUUCCACCUCCACCACCAUUGCCGGCAGCCCAUUCCACGCACUCACCAGUCUGAGUAAAAAAACUUAUCCCUGACGUCUCCUCUGUACCUACUCCCCAGUACCUUAAACCUGUGUCCUCUUGUGGCAACCAUUUAAAUCGCACUUUGUGGGAGCUAACAACUUCUGUGUUAUUUCUAUGGCUGUGUGCUGAAAUGUUAAAUGAGAGAAGAAAAAAAUGAGUUCCCCUGAUGACUCAUUUGAUAACAUGCUGCUCAGUUUGGUUGUGAGCUGUACAAAGCUGGAGGAACCCUUAAUUUGUCUUCUGGUGGUUGGCUGGAACAGCAGUGGAGAGAUUAUAUUUGCCCUCAGUACCUUGAACAGCAGAGAAACAAAUCAGGAUUCUUCUCUAUGACUAUUUACACUCAUGAUCCGAUGUGUGUAGAUGCCCAGUGAAUCAGAUCAGAUCAAGGAUACCAAGUGACAUGUGACAUUUGCUAUCGGGGAAUGGACAUGAAGAAUGGGCCCUGGUGUAGGAUGUAUGAGGGCACUUGGUGUUCACAAGGAAACACUAAGGAAAGUCACCACUUAAAAUAAGUAGAAAAAUUCCACAAUGAGAAAGGUGCUGUAAAUUCAGAUUCUAGUAUAUUCCUUUAAGUGAAUUUUUAUAUUCAUAGCUAUACUUUCCCCAAUCUGCUUACAUUUUUGAGUUGUCUGCGUCAAUUAGAAAGAUGAUCAAUGGCCAGACAAGAUAUUAGCCACGUAAUACCAAAUAAACAGUGUUAAGAGGGGAAUCGCACCAUAAGGGAUAAUCUUCUGCUGUACUGUGGAGAAAUUGAACAUAACAUAAAAGACAUUAGAAAUUGCAUCAGUCUAAACUGCGGCUUAGUAUUUUCCUUAGCAGUAUUAUGUUUUGGAUUUCUGUGUAGUAAAUGCUUUUACUUGUAAUUAAAGUAAUGAAAUGAAAAGAUUAAAUAUUGAACUAAA
Pristis pectinata (smalltooth sawfish) is the source of this 2821-nucleotide messenger RNA. RefSeq names its product periphilin 1 (gene pphln1). The coding region runs from base 149 to 1246 and encodes 365 amino acids. The record is from RefSeq and is a predicted model, not a curated record. NCBI's taxonomy places the organism in Eukaryota, Metazoa, Chordata, Chondrichthyes, Rhinopristiformes, Pristidae. Gene Ontology annotation, cellular component: nucleoplasm. The transcript is spliced from 10 exons. Gene Ontology annotation, biological process: protein localization to heterochromatin; negative regulation of gene expression, epigenetic; negative regulation of DNA-templated transcription.